Molecule: messenger RNA, 381 nt
Organism: Paramecium sonneborni
Lineage: Eukaryota; Ciliophora; Oligohymenophorea; Peniculida; Parameciidae
Source: the annotation of a GenBank genome assembly
AUGGAGACUAAUGAGCAUUCUUCGAUGUUUAAAUACAUUUUGAUUAUAUCAAUAUGCUUUGUUCUUGUGAUGUUUUUGAAAAGAAGAAUGAAAACAACAGGUGAAUCAAUAUAAGUAUGCUUAUGAUUCGGCUACUAAAGGAUAGGAUAUGGAGAAAAAUAGCAUUUGCAUAUUAGGAUAUGUUACACACUUUCGAUUAGGCUGAGAAAGAAUUGCUCAAACAUACAUACCAUAACACAAUCUUCAAUAGCAAGGGUGUAAAUGUUUCAAGUGAUACACGCAAAGAAAGCAAGAAGAAAAAUUCCAAUGUGCAGUUCAAUAUGAACAAAAACGAAACUCUACAUUAUUGAUAAAAAUAAUAUGUUAAGUAACGAAUAGAUG